Eimeria mitis is the source of this 324-nucleotide messenger RNA. RefSeq lists its product as uncharacterized. The record is from RefSeq and is a predicted model, not a curated record. NCBI's taxonomy places the organism in Eukaryota, Apicomplexa, Conoidasida, Eucoccidiorida, Eimeriidae. The coding region runs from base 1 to 324 and encodes 107 amino acids. The transcript is spliced from 2 exons.
AUGGUACUGCUUCUCUUAUUUCUUGCUUCUGGAUGUCUAAACCACCCACGUCCUGCAGCAGCAGCAGCAGCAGCAGCAGCAGCAGCAGAUGCAGCAGAUGAAGCAGCAGCAGAUGCAGCAGCAGCAGCAGAAGCAGCAGAUGCAGCAGCAGCAGCGGCAGAUGCAGAUGCAGCAGAUACAGAUGCAGCAGAGGAGGAAGAGCAGCAGCAGCAGCAUCACCAGCACGACCACAACCACCAGCAGCAGCAGCAGCAGCAUCACCAGCAGCAGCAGCAUCACCAGCAGCAGCAGCAGCAGCAGCAGCAGCAGCAGCAUACCGCAUAA